AUGCCAGAAGAAGAAGAAGAGUUAUCUUUAGGAUUAUUUGAAGAACCAACUGAUUUUUUACCACCACCACCACAAUCACAUUUUGCAACAUAUGAAAGAAAACUAGAAAUUGUUGAUCCAAAAUCAAUAAAAAUGAAAUUAGUUGGAAAAUCUCCAUUAUGGGGUCAUUUAUUAUGGAAUGCAGGUAUUUUUACAGCAGAUUAUAUAGAUUCACAUCCUGAAUUAGUUGAAAAUAAAAGAGUUUUGGAAUUAGGUGCUGCUGCUGCAUUACCUUCAUUAAUUUGUUCAUUAAAUAAUGCAUCUGAAGUAAUUGCAACUGAUUAUCCGGAUCCAGAUUUAAUAAGUCAUAUUGAAUAUAGUUUUAAUGAAUUAGAGAAACAAGCGAAAUUAAGUGAAUAUAAGGUUAAAGGAUAUAUAUGGGGUAAUAAUGUUAAUGAACUGAUUUAUGGAUCAAAAGAACCUUUAACAGAUGAAUUAAAAUUUGAUUUAAUAAUACUAUCAGAUUUAGUUUUCAAUCAUACAGAACAUCAUAAAUUAUUAACAACUUGUCGAAAUUCACUUAAGAGAAGCGGUAAAUGUUUAGUUGUUUUUCUGCCUCAUAGACCUUGGUUAUUAAAAGAUGAUUUAAGCUUUUUUGAAACUUGUAAAGAAUAUCAAUUUAAACCUGAAAAAAUCGAUUUAAUUAAUAUGAAACCAAUGUUUGUUGAAGAUGAAGAAACUGCAGAAGUUAGAUCAAGAGUGUAUUCAUAUUUUUUGAUCCCAGAAUGGUAA
Molecule: messenger RNA, 771 nt
Organism: Lodderomyces jiufengensis
Lineage: Eukaryota; Fungi; Ascomycota; Pichiomycetes; Serinales; Debaryomycetaceae
Product: S-adenosylmethionine-dependent methyltransferase
Exons: 1
Coding region: 1-771 (256 amino acids)
Biological process (GO): peptidyl-lysine dimethylation
Molecular function (GO): protein-lysine N-methyltransferase activity
Source: RefSeq, a predicted model, not a curated record